Messenger RNA from Silurus meridionalis, 3038 nucleotides. RefSeq names its product cytokine inducible SH2-containing protein (gene cisha). Gene Ontology annotation, cellular component: phosphatidylinositol 3-kinase complex. The transcript has 3 exons. Gene Ontology annotation, molecular function: 1-phosphatidylinositol-3-kinase regulator activity. The coding region runs from base 905 to 1579 and encodes 224 amino acids. NCBI's taxonomy places the organism in Eukaryota, Metazoa, Chordata, Actinopteri, Siluriformes, Siluridae. Gene Ontology annotation, biological process: intracellular signal transduction; phosphatidylinositol phosphate biosynthetic process. The record is from RefSeq and is a predicted model, not a curated record.
UGUGUUUCUGAAUGCAAAUUUUGGUUUUGUUUAUUUAAAACAGAUUUUUAAUAGGGAAAAAUAAUUUCUAUUUUGUCCGUCAGAUGAAUGUAUAAAACAUCAUGGAAGCAGAAUUUUUAAAAGAAAAGAAAAAACACCAACUCUGAGCUAGUUGGUUGCGACUCGUCACCAGUAAACAGCAAAGAGCGCCUGAGCUGCGGAGGCGGGACGCGCGCCGCUUAUUGGCUGAUUGUCAACACAGAGGCGGAGCUUCAGAGAACCGAUAAGAGCUGCGAUUGGUCGGAGUCCCUAGAACGCUCGGUUUUUCCUGGAAAGUUCUUAGAAUGGUUUUACGAGAAGCUCCAAGGAAAGGCUUGUCGCUAUGCAGUGUUUGAGGGAAAUAAAUGGAAACAUGAAUUACAUUUUGCAAUAAACCUUUUUAUGACUAAACACAUCCCACAUUGCAACCGAGCCUCUUAUGAAAUAUGGUAAAAAACCAGUUUGAGCCAUGUGUUUGUUAAAACUGGCUAAGAAUGGGAGUUAUACCGGGAAUGAUUGGGGGGCGACUCUGAGAGAAAGUCACUGAUGGCGUCAGAGGCGCAGAGACACGCGCGCUGAUUCGGAGAAAAGUCGUUCCUGGAACUCAGGCGGAAUCAGCACACCAAAGCCCGCAGUGGCUUCGGCGGCACACUUUUAGGCUGGGAACCGGCUGAAACACUGUUCAUUGGCGCACAUCUGACCUGAUAUCGUUUCACCCCCAUCCCCUGCUCUGCGGUAUUUGAUUUGUAACGUUUUCACAAAGAACCGCGGUACUCUUAGUGGAGGGUUUUUCUUUCCCCGGAUCUCGGCGACAACAAGCCCAGGAGCGGCUGAGAAACUUUCAGUAGGCGCUUUGAGGAACCUGACUGAAGCCUUCACUCAGACGAUGAUCCUCUGCGUUCAAGGUCCCAGAUCUCUGUUAGGAGACUCUCAGUCUCAGGUGGUUCCUCUUGGGGUUUCAGUCCUCUCUUCCUCAUCAGCACGUUGUCUUCACAGCACCCCCAAGUUCUCGGACCCCAGCAAAGACCUGUGCGCCAUUACCAGCAACUUAUGUUACCUCGAUGCAUCAGGGUGGUACUGGGGGACCAUCACAGCCAGUGAGGCCCAUUCACUCCUCGAGGCAGCCCCAGAGGGCACAUUCCUCAUUCGGGACAGCAGUCACCCUCACUACAUGCUGACUCUAUCAGUCAAAACAGGACGCGGCCCAACUAAUGUACGCAUUGAGUACAGUCACGGGCGCUUCCAGCUCGACUCAAGUUCGCCAGCCCGAGCACGUCUGCUCUCUUUCCCUGACGUGCUAAGUCUGGUGCAGCACUAUGCUACCUCAGCAAAGGGACGUGAAGGGUCUCAGGAGGACGCGUGUGAUCCUGUAACACCCCCGGUACCGAAGGAGUGUGCUGUGCUGCUCAAGCUGAAACGUCCACUCCGCCAGCCUCAGGCUUUUCCAUCCCUACAGCAUCUUGCACGCCUGGCCAUUAAUCAGUACACAACCUGCCCAGCAAAGCUGCCAUUACCAAAGCCAUUACUGCAGUACCUACAGGAGUACCCUUUCCAGCUCUGACAUCACCAUGGAAACAUCAACUUGAACUUAAAAGCGAGGACACUGAUGUCAUUAAUGACAUCACUCAUCAAUGGUGGCUAUAUUUAAAGCUCUAGAACACUUUUUUUUCUUUUGCCUGUUAUGACGAAUUUUCUCCUGUGGGGUAAAUUUGAUUUCAGGUUCCCAAAUACAGACUGAAUUAGAAAUUCACUGGAACCUCACAUAAUGUCAAAUAGCAAGAAGCUUUCCGCUUAUCGGUGUAAGCAUUAUAAUGGUGUUUAUAGGACAAGGUGUAACUAGUUUCAUUACUCCACAGUCUUUGGAUGAACCUUGAAAGACUUGAAGACUACUGUGGCUUUGAUUCUCCCUACAACAUAGCCUUUCCCUAACAUCACAUCAUUUAUCUACUGUGACUGUUUGGUUAAAAAAAUAAAAUAAUAAUAAAAAAAACUACCCUGUAAUAUAAAGGCUAAGUAAAAUACGCAUAUAGUGCUGUUUUUAAUCAUAGAUAAAACUCCAUGCCUUAAUUAUCACACAUUUGCCUAAAACUAUGGUUAUCUGAAAUAAUCUGUGGUCUAUUGUGGUUUCUGACACUAUAGGAUUAAUUAAUAAUCGGUUAAGGACAAUCCUUAAUAGCUAAAAUAAAUACAUUUACUUCAGGUUCACUGCUCAGAGGUAAAUUUUAUACAAAAUAAAAACCCAGCAGAUUUAAGUGUUUAUUUUAUGAUCAAUAUUUCAGAUUUGUGAUUGUGAUCACAAGCCUGUGAAACCCUGAAAUCUGUGAAAGUCUUUAAGAAGAAAAAUCUACUCUGUUUUUGUGUCCUACAGCUAUUGUAGCUAGUUCACUUAGCUAGUUAUUGUUUACAUUAGCAAUAUGCCUAAAGUAUAGCUGUCACACAAAGUUUUAAAUAAUAUUAAUUGUUCAUCAUUUUAGUUUAGAUUUUUUUUCUUCUUUCAAGUUAUGAAAAGAUUUUUUUAAACUGUUAACAGUCAGAUGAUAGCCUUUAUGACAAGUGUGUGAUUAUUUUGGAGUUCUGUUUGCACAGUGCUAAACUAGCGACUUGAAGCCUCCCAUACUUGUUACACAAAACUUAUGGAGCAAACACCCAAUUUUGGAGGACUAACUGCAAUUUGGUUAGGGAAAUUUGUGUAAAUUUCAGUUUUUGACCUGUUUCUUAAUUUCUUAACUGAGACAAUAAGGAGCUGCCAGUGAGCUCCACAGCUUACAGAAAGCCUUGUGUUGUCUUGCUUUCUUUCUUUUUCACUUUUCUAUGCGAAUUUCGUUCUGGUCCAUACUACUAUAUAAUCAGUCCAGAAUAAUUUAUUUUUUUUCCUAUCCCCACAAUGUGGGUGUUUGUAUAUAUUUAUGGACAAAGAUCCUUUUUAUUUUGUAAUAAAAGAAAAAUACUGAACCAUUCAAGCUUGUUCAUGUGAUCUUAUUAAAUACAUCUGUUAAUAAAUAUUUAUUAAUUUACUUUAA